This is a messenger RNA of Heterotrigona itama, 3192 nucleotides long. NCBI's taxonomy places the organism in Eukaryota, Metazoa, Arthropoda, Insecta, Hymenoptera, Apidae. The record is from the annotation of a GenBank genome assembly.
UUUGCGAGGUAGUUUAAUAAUAUAUAUUUUUUUUUUAGAGGGAAUUGUUUCCCAGCUGUUUUCAAAAAUAAUUAUUUUAAUAAUUCUGAAGGUUAAUGUGUUGGGAGGAAAUUUUUUUGAAAGUGUGAGCCGAUAAAUUUUGUUUCUGAUGAUACAUUUUUAUUUCACUUUUUUUACAGGAUUUUAUUUUCUUCUCCGAGUUGAUUAUAUUCUUUCAAAACCUUCUCGAUGAAUUUCUAUAUUUUUAGAUGCCUUUUGAGAGGAGAGUUUAAUCUUGGGGAUUAUUCUUAUUUAAUGGAAAUUCUCCGUGUCGGAGAGGAAGCAUCGCAUUCUAUCUCUUCUAAUGCAUUAUAUUUACGACCGACCUGUGUCGAAAAUCAGUUACGCGUCAGAUUACUCAUCAACUUUUUAAUGGAUUCUCAUGGCCGUUAAUGAAACAGUGUUGCCGGUGAGCAACAAGGGCCUGAAAAUUAUACAGACGGUCCAUCCGGGCGGCUCGACCAGGUCGGCUGUGAAACACUUAGUGCCAGGACACGCUGUGCUUGCGGCCGUGCAACGAGAGGACGUCGUCGCCGCCACUCUUCUGCUUCCAAAUCCGGCCACCAACAAUCCCGUCCACGUGCAUGCCUACAGAUGCGACUCGGUCGAAACAGCUGAGUUAUUGGGUGGCCAGUUGAAAGCGCUGGCAUCGCACACUGACAAUUUGGCGAGGGUGAACUCGCUGGAAGGCAGAGCCCGCAGCAAUUUAGGCAGCGACGGUAGAAGCACCAGGGAGUCAGAGUCGUCGGAGGGCAGUGGCGAACUUAGACACGAUAGUGUGCAAACCACCACGAUAUACGAGUCUCUGGCUGCGGAGCUGCGUGCCAAGCUAGGCAGAGGCAAUUCAGGGGACAAUGAUGUGGGUCCGAUUUUGCUGCCUCCGCGGGAUUACGAUACGGUGCACCGACACCGGGGCAAUCUCGCUGGGAUCGAGUUCAGACGCUGCUUGAAUCAAACGAUCGUAGGAGGCAGUACUACGGUUGACAGAGGUGGCACGAGAAGCGCAGCGAGCAGUGGAAUAGGCUCAGAUAGCGCUGCUACGCCCCCACCUUAUCAGAGUCAUCAUCCUCUGGGCCCCAGACCCUCCAGACCCUCCAGAGAUUCUUCCUCCGACGACGACUGGGGUGCGCCAGCAGAAGAGAACGAUUAUCUGCCAGAGGCAGACACGACUGGGACGAGCCUGACGCUGCCAAGAUUACCGAGAAGCCCCGAAAGAUUGCCCAGCCAGGUGAACAGAGGUGUUUCACCGAGUUGUAACAGAAGCCGUAGAGCGCCGGAGUUUAGGCAGCGGUCGCCUAGUCCCCAGUAUCAACCCAGAGUGAAUCCUGGAGAAGUGACUAGCCCCAGAGAGAGAUUUCAGGAUGCUAAGGAGAUGUUUCGAGCUAUGGAAAGAGAGGCCAUUGCCAGGCCUGUUCUCUCGAGGCAGAGAGAUGCUGACAAUCACCCUGCUCACAGGGUUGAGUCAUCGAGGCAGAACCACGAGGACCAACCUACUUGUCAGCACUCGACGAGCAACAAUUCAACGAGUGGCCACGAACACCUGAUCAGACGGAAUCAUUCGGAGGCAUCGGAACGGGAGAACGAUAUUUCUUACAGGGCUCGACCACGGCCGCGAACCCAUCAUUAUUCGAUGGAACGCCCACUGGAGCAAGAGGUCUCGAGGCCUCGGCCGAGAAGUUUCUACGAAAACCCAACCGUUGGAAGAGAUUUCCGAGAUCAAAGGAACGUCGCUGAUCCGAGAGAAGCUCGAGAUUUCCGCGACCGUGCCCACGUGCGAGAAAUACGCGAGAAAGUGCGUGCCAGGGCAACCACGUACCAAGAACUCUCCGAACACGAGAGAUAUCCAGGUCUAGAUCGCGACAGCGCCAGGCCACCCUUGGAAAUCGUGCCCGCACCGGGUCGAUAUCGACACAGCUACGCGGAGCCGCCUAGACUCGGUCUAGCAGCUCUUCAUCCGUACUGAGCAGCUGCCCGUUGUUAACUAAUAAAUUAUUUAAUCGAUUAAUUAUUUAAUCGAUCGUAUCGUUAUUGUAUCGUUCACGCGUCUGCAAGCGGUUGUCCGAUCGACGAUUUUUUCGUAAAGACGUUAAGCUUGGUAAUCACAGGGAGCAAAUAGAAACCUCAUGGCGAUGAUUCGUAGGGUUUUUGUUGAGAAUUUCUUUUAUAAAUUAUGAUUCAAAGAUAUAAGUUAUAGCUUUUACGCUUCUGUUUUUAAAUAGCAGUGUCUUUUAGGUUUAUUCAAUUAAUGAAUCCUUUCAGGACUGAAUCUUUUUGCUUUGCAAUCUAAUUUCAAUAUAAAUUGCAUUUAUAAAUUUUUUUUUACCCAUUAAAAUUUAUUUCAAUGGAAAUGUGCACACUCCCUAGGAGACGAUUUUUUACAAAAGGACAUUGCAUCGGAAAUUAAUUUUACUCGACGUAAAUACAUUUAUCGUUAGUAAUUUAUUAAAGUAUAUCGUUGUCUUAAUAUUCAGCGUGAAAGGAUUAAUUAAAAUAUUCUAAACAUGAUAUACCAUACAUAUAAAUCAUAGCUGUGAUAAUGUUCACUGCCAUAUUGUAUCUCUUUCAGUUAACUUCGUAUUACGUUAAAAAAGAAGGGGAAAAUAUAAAUUUCAUUCUCCAGAGAUUAUAUCGUAAUGAUGAAGCUACAAGUCUCGUGUCUUUUUCAUUUCAAUGGUUUCGUUUGCCCCACUUUUAUACAUAGAUCCAAGGGGAUCGUAAAUUUUUUUUAUCAGACAACGUUAUCGACAUCCCUGAACCGAGAUCGAGCAUUUAUUAUUCUUUCUUGCACCCGUUGCGACAAGAUCCUCGAAGUCGUGGGUCUCCUGUUGACCUUUCACUUCUUUCGUACAUUGUUAUCCGCGCCGGAUGCCAGACUAACGAUAAUGAUAGGAACAAGUAACAAGCAGUAACACUGACAGUAACAGUAACAAUAAUAACGGUUAAUAACAAAUAAAGAUUCUUUUUUUUCUUACCCCUUCUGUGCAUCCUUUCGGUCAAUUUGUGGCCUCCACUUUGAAAAGAUAUUUCACACAUUUGCGACUUUUUAAGAGUAGCUUAAUAGCUAAUAGUUUAAUUCCCUAGGUUUAAUAAAAAAGUUGAGUAAUUUUCUAAAUAAAUUUAUAUAGUUUUCGUUUUGGGAAAAGAAUUUUUUAA